AAUAUCCAUCCUUCUCUUCUUCGUUUCCGGUGAGAAGCGUGGCUCCGCGUUUUCGCUGAAUUUGCCAACAAUAUUGUAUUUAACAUCAUAUUUGCAGGCAGACGAUUUAAACGGCGAAUCCACAAUGGUGCAAGGAACUCUGUACACUUAUCCCGAGAACUUCCGGGCCUACAAGGCGCUCAUCGCUGCCCAGUACUCCGGAGCCCAGGUGAAAGUGGCCGAGAACUUCAAGUUUGGCGAGACCAACAAGUCGGCUGAGUUCCUCAAGAAGUUCCCCAGUGGCAAGGUGCCCGCUUUCGAGACCGCCGAGGGCCAGUUCCUGAGCGAGUCCAAUGCCAUCGCCUACUUGCUGGCCAACGAGCAGCUGCGCGGCGGAAAGUGCCCCUUCGUCCAGGCGCAGGUCCAGCAAUGGAUCUCCUUCGCCGACAACGAGAUUGUGCCCGCCUCCUGCGCCUGGGUCUUCCCACUGCUGGGCAUCCUGCCGCAGCAGAAGAACAGCACUGCCAAGCAGGAAGCCGAGGCUGUGCUGCAGCAGCUCAACCAGAAGCUGCAGGACUCCACCUUCCUGGCCGGCGAGAGGAUCACCCUGGCCGACAUUGUCGUCUUCAGCAGCCUGCUCCACCUGUACGAAUACGUGCUGGAGCCCAGUGUGCGCAGUGCCUUCGGCAACGUGAACCGCUGGUUCGUCACCAUCCUCAACCAGAAGCAGGUCCAGGCCGUCGUCAAGGACUACAAGCUGUGCGAGAAGGCCCUGGUCUUCGAUCCCAAGAAGUACGCCGAGUUCCAGGCCAAGACCGGAGCCGCCAAGCCCCAGCAGCAGCAGCAGCAGCAGAAGCAGGAGAAGAAGCCCAAGGAGAAGAAGGAGCCGGCUGCCAAGAAGGCCGCCGAGCCAGCCGAGGAAUUGGAUGCCGCCGACGAGGCCCUGGCCCUCGAGCCCAAGUCGAAGGACCCCUUCGAUGCGCUGCCCAAGGGCACCUUCAACUUUGACGACUUCAAGCGCGUCUACUCCAACGAGGAGGAGGCCAAGUCCAUUCCCUACUUCUUCGAGAAGUUCGAUGCCGAGAACUACUCGAUCUGGAUCGGCGAGUACAAGUACAACGAGGAGCUGUCCAAGGUGUUCAUGUCGUGCAAUCUCAUCACCGGCAUGUUCCAGCGCCUGGACAAGAUGCGCAAGGCGGCCUUCGCCUCCGUCUGCCUGUUUGGCGAGGACGGCAACAGCACCAUCUCCGGAAUCUGGGUGUGGCGCGGACAGGAUCUGGCCUUCACCCUGUCCCCCGACUGGCAGAUCGACUACGAGGUCUACGACUGGAAGAAGCUCGAUGCCAAGAGCGAGGAGACCAAGAAGCUGGUCACCCAGUACUUCUCCUGGACUGGCGCCGAUAAGGAUGGCCGCAAGUUCAACCAGGGCAAGAUCUUCAAGUAAACAGCUCAAGCAGCAGCACACAUUUAGACCAACAAAAACAAUAGCAGCAGUAACAAUAAAGUUUGAGAUUUGAAAUGCAGGAAGAGCACGAUGCCUAUGUCUUAAGUUCCAACUGAUAGUAUCCUAAAGAUAUCCAAUAUCUGUCGUGCUGCCUCUGGUUCGCUCGCAUCGUGUGUUUCGCCUUCCUCAUUUUGUACUGGAGAAUUUGUUUGAAGACCGCCUAGCAUAAAACACCAUGAUAUUGUCAACGGAACAGCCGCCUGCAGCCAGAAUAUAAUUUAUAAAAAAUAAAAGGUUUUCUAUUAAUAACGCCUUGUUCUUCAUUAA
Drosophila takahashii is the source of this 1750-nucleotide messenger RNA. It is a transcript of the gene eEF1gamma, whose product is annotated as elongation factor 1-gamma. The record is from RefSeq and is a predicted model, not a curated record. Gene Ontology annotation, molecular function: translation elongation factor activity. Gene Ontology annotation, cellular component: nucleus; cytoplasm. NCBI's taxonomy places the organism in Eukaryota, Metazoa, Arthropoda, Insecta, Diptera, Drosophilidae. Gene Ontology annotation, biological process: translational elongation.